AUUGCAGUAUCACAUAUAACUCCCUAGGUUUUCCGAAACGGACCCAGCCCCCUUAAUUUCUAAAAUCAUUCGGAUUUGAUACCUUAAAAGCGAUAACAAGUCACACUUUUGGGCGCGUGAGCAUAAAACUAGAACCGUAAAGAUGGAUGCUAAUCGACGUAAAAACCGCGAGCAGACAUGUUAUCAAGAAUUAAAUGUUUCAUAAUGUUUGGAAUCUCUACUGCAGAUUCUGAAUUGUUUUUUUUUUUCUUUCUAAAUCUGUUUACUCGACAUCUCGAAUCAUUUUAAUUUCUCUUUUUUUUUUGUGAAUUUUAAUCUCGCCGUAGCAGGUAAUAAAACAGGUUAUUCGUUCAAACUCGAAACCCUAAUGUCGCUUUCUUACUCUCUGAGUUUGAAUAGCUGAGCUUUUCUCAGGUUACCAGGCUAACUACUUGUGUUCUAGAAAUGGAAUUGAUGGGUGUUGAUAAUAGUAAUGAAAGUAUUGAAAGAGUGCCUAGUGUAAAUGGAAGUAGUAUUGAUCUUUGGCCAGUUUCACCGGAGGGGACUGGAGAAGGUUUGCCAUAUGCUCCUAUAAAUUGGCCAAAACCUGGUGAUAACUGGCGUUGGAGAGUGGGGAGGAGAAUAGCCUUAACUGGCCAUUAUUAUGAUAGGUACUUGUAUCCUCCAAAACAUUUUCGUCGUCUCAGUGACUCAACAAGUAGGAGAAGGGGUUUUGCAAGUAAGCUUUCUGUUCAAAGGUAUAUUGAAACAGUAUUUCCUCAUGAAGAUGUCAACAAAUUUUUCGCUUCAUUCAGCUGGAAGAUCCCUGCAAUAAAGAAUUUAUCAGUAAAUGGUAAUGUAGAAGGAGAAACUCUUCCUGCAUUUAUUGAAGAGAUAGCAGAACGUUCUUGCCCUGAUUCCCCACUGGAGGAUGUGGGCUGUAAGGCCAGAAAUAAAAUGUGCAACAGUUUGGUGGUGCAAGCAGAAAUCUCAUCUUUAACUGCCAUGCCUUGUGAUAUUUGCUGCAAUGAACCUCGCUUCUGCCGUGAUUGUUGUUGUAUUCUCUGUGGCAAGACUGUGAAUUUGAAAUACGGGGGCUACAGUUACAUCAAAUGUGAAGCGAUGGCGGGUGAAAAUUACAUAUGUGGACAUAUUGCUCACUUGAGCUGUGCUCUGCGUUGUUACAUGGCUGGGACUGUUGGAGGAAGCUUUGGGUUGGAUGCUGAGUACUGUUGUCGUCGCUGUGAUGCAAAGACAGAUUUGGUUCCACUUGUUAUAAGACUUGUAAAGAUAUGUGAAUCUGUUGAUACUUUAGUUGAUGUUGAGGAAAUUCUAAAUCUCAGUGUCUGUAUUUUGCGUGGUUCAGAAAGGACCAUUGCUAAGGAAUGGCUAAGCCGUAUUGAGCUGGCAAUUCGAAAGCUUAAAUGUGGGGCUUCUCUUGAAGCUAUCUGGAAAGUUGAAGACACUGACUUGGCUAUCUUUACAGGUGUUUCUGAUGAUGAAAAUGCCACAUUGGAGCUUACGACCAACCAAGAUCCUACAGAUGUUAGAGCAAGCCCAUUGCAAACCAUGCCUACAUAUUCUGAUCAACAGAUGGAAUCUCAAAAACUUGAGGAAGAGAUUGAUCAGGUCCUUCAAGCAUUGAAAAAGUCCCAGGAAACUGAAUACAAAUUGGCUGAGGAGAGGUUAUAUGAGCAGAAGAAUUACCUUUGUAAUAUGUACCAGCAACUUGACAAGGAGAGGUCUGAGCUGGCACAUCACACUUCAGAGGGUGACCAGGAUAUGCUAUUAAACGCUGUCUUGAACACAGUGAACCAGAUAAAACGGCAAGUCACGGUAUUGAAAGAUAUGGAGAAAGUGGCCAAAGGAUUUGGAAGGACCUCAAAAAAAAUUCUGAAGGAACACUAUGAUCUGGAGAUUGAGGACUAAAAAAAUUCCAUUGAUCGAUGUCCAAACGUUUUGAUUCUCUGCUGAUGGAGUAAACAGAGUGUUGCAGAGACAUUAAAGGGAAACCAAUGAGGGUCAUAAGUUGACCUGGUGGAAAUUUUGUUUCUUCAUUAGCUCUGCUUACCACUGUCGUCAUUUUGUAAAGAGACUAGAGGGAAAUUGUAUAAAUGAGGAUGUGUUGUACAAUUGCAGUUUUUCAGAACCAAUGGGGGCUGUGCUUCGAUGUCUGGUGGGAUGGGGCCCUUUGGUGGGUGUAAUGUUGCCUAUUUAUUAGUCUUGAUGUCUCAUGGUGCUAUUUCUGUGCUGUGAUUACUGGUUAAAUCAGUCUAUGGUCAGCAGUUUUACACCA
Messenger RNA from Mangifera indica (mango), 2275 nucleotides. Its product is annotated as protein OBERON 1-like. Bases 445 to 1908 code for a protein of 487 amino acids. The transcript has 5 exons. Lineage: Eukaryota; Viridiplantae; Streptophyta; Magnoliopsida; Sapindales; Anacardiaceae. The record is from RefSeq and is a predicted model, not a curated record.